AUGGAAGCAGAAAUAAAGUUCAAAUUUGUACUAUUAGGAUCGUCUCCUGUUGGAAAAUCAUCUUUAUUAUACAGAUUUCAUGAUAAUAGAUUUAAAGAAGAUCUUAACCCAACCAUUGGAGUAGAAUUCUUAAUGAAGUCAUUGGAAUUAAAUAAAAAAGCCAUAUAAUUAUAGGUAAAAAUUAUCUAUUAAUUGAGAUUUGGGAUCCUACAGGAUAAUAGCAAUUUAUGACGCUCAUAAAAAGUUAUUUGGCAGGAGCUCAUGGAUGUUUAAUUGUUUAUGAUGUUACUAAUAAGCAAAGUUUUAAAGAAAUUUCUAUUUGGUUAGAAUGUAUAUUACUUCAAACUAUUAGGAUAGAGACGAAGACUUAUACAAAUGCAGAUAUCCCUAUAAUUUUGGUUGGAACCAAAUCUGAUUUGGAUGGAGCAAGAAAAGUUACUACAAAGGAAGGUUAAAAAAUGGCAAAAACUUUAGGCACGCUAUUUAUAGGUAUAUUUGAUAAAUUUAAAUAGAAACUUCUGCAAAGGAUGGAUCAAAUGUUUAGCAAGUUUUUCUAAAUUUGGUAGAGGAAGCCUUAACUCGUCAUGAAAAAUAGAAAAAAUAGGAAGAAACAAAAAACCAAUGAUAUUAUAAAAC
Molecule: messenger RNA, 636 nt
Organism: Paramecium octaurelia
Lineage: Eukaryota; Ciliophora; Oligohymenophorea; Peniculida; Parameciidae
Source: the annotation of a GenBank genome assembly